Messenger RNA from Ipomoea triloba (trilobed morning glory), 1877 nucleotides. Its product is annotated as anthocyanidin 3-O-glucoside 2'''-O-xylosyltransferase-like. The record is from RefSeq and is a predicted model, not a curated record. The transcript has a single exon. Gene Ontology annotation, molecular function: UDP-glycosyltransferase activity. Bases 173 to 1537 code for a protein of 454 amino acids. NCBI's taxonomy places the organism in Eukaryota, Viridiplantae, Streptophyta, Magnoliopsida, Solanales, Convolvulaceae.
AUCUUAUCUUCUACCUUUCUCUGUCAAAAAUCUUAUGGUUCAGUAGCACCUAAUUUACACUUCCAUACAUAUUAGAGUGUGUUCUUGUAGCAUAUAUGCGUACAGAAACCACAACACAACCAAACCAGUUGAGAAAGCCUCCUCGAGUUGGGAGAAAAGCAGAAACCAUAUAAUGGACUCAAAGCUUCACAUAGCCAUGUUUCCAUGGCUUGCAUUUGGCCACUUCAUCCCUUUCCUCCAACUAGCCAACGAUCUUGCAAAAAGAGGCCACAGGAUCUCACUUUUACUCCCAACAAAUGCUCUGCUUAAACUCAAACAUAUGAAUCUCUACCCACAACUCAUAACCUUCUGUGCUCUUACAAUCCCCCAAGUCGAAGGCCUGCCGCUCGGUGCCGAGACCACAGCUGAUACAAAAAAUCUCGAUGAUUCACUAACAUUAGCCUUUGAUAGGUUGCAGGAUGAGGUGAAAGCGAUUCUUGUUCAGAUGGAAAAGCCGAAUCUUGUGUUCUAUGACUUUGCUUAUUGGAUUCCAGAAUUAGUGUCGGGGAUGGGAUGCAAAACUGUGAAAUUCACAGUUUAUAGCCCUACGAUAUCAGCUCUGGCCUUAAUCAUGUCAAAAUGUAAAGGCAAAGGCAGGGCCGUAACCGCCGCGGAUUUCAUGGAGUCGCCGCUAGGUUUCCCGUCGGAUUCCAAGGUUGUGUUGCGAGAGCAUGAAGCAUAUCAAGUGUCACGUUUCGUUAAUCUACCGAGCAAUAGGAUAACGACGUUUGAUCGUAUUGUGGAGGGGCUGAAACGGUGCGAUGCAAUCGCCAUGAGAGCCUGCAAUGAAAUGGAAGGACAAUACUGCAACUACAUUGCUUCUGAGUUCGGUAAACGCGUCUAUUGCACGGGACCGCUGUUGCCGGAGCCGCCAAGGGAGGAAGAGCCGUUCGACGACGAAAUUGCGCGGUGGCUGAAGAAAUUCGAGCCAAAUUCAGUAAUUUUCUGUGCGUUUGGAAGUGAAAUGGUGCUUGAAAAGGAGCAAUUUCAGGAACUCGUUUUAGGGCUUGAACUCACCGGCCUACCGUUUCUGGUCGCCGUCAGGCCGCCGGAGGGAUCAUCGUCGAUAGAAGAAGCCUUGCCGGAGGGAUUUCAAGAGAGAGUAAAAGGAAAGGCAAUAGUUCAUGGAGGUUGGGUGCCGCAAUCUCUGAUUUUGAGGCACAAAUCAGUCGGGUAUUUCGUGAACCACGGCGGAUCUGCAUCAAUGUGGGAGUCGUUGGCGAGCCAUUGCCGGAUAAUUGUGGCACCAAACAGGCCCGACUUCGCUUUGAAUGCUCGUCUAAUGGCGGAGGAACUCGAGGCCGCCAUUGAGGUUGAAAGGGAUGAAAAUGGGAGAUUUUCCAAGGAAAAUCUGUGCAAUGCUAUCAAAUCUGUGAUGGGGGAAGAUAUCCAGGAGGAGAAUCAUAAGAAAUGGAGGGAUUUACUACUUAAUCCCAACUUCGCAGACAAUUACAUACACAAUUUCAUUCACAAUCUGUACGAGCUCUUGGCAAAAUAAAUAUGUAAUGCACACAAUAGCCAUAUGCAGAGGUGGCCAAAAGUUUGUUUCUUUUACUAUUACUAUUCUCCAUGCACCAACUAGAGGGGUGUUAGACUUUUUUUUUUUUUUUUAAUAGUACAUUUAACGUGUUACAUGUAGUAUCUAUUCAUAUAUACUUUUCUAACUUAUUGAAACCCAACGAAUCAAUAUCGUGGGUUCGAAACUUCAUGUCGUUUGACUACAAAAUCUUUUGCAGAGGUGUUAGAUAUUAGGGUAUGACAUUCAAUAUGUGGGUUACAUAUCUAUUGUACCAAGAGCUCAUACAAUUCCUGAAUGAAACUAUGUAAUUGUCCGCUAA